Molecule: messenger RNA, 1452 nt
Organism: Candidozyma auris
Lineage: Eukaryota; Fungi; Ascomycota; Pichiomycetes; Serinales; Metschnikowiaceae
Exons: 1
Coding region: 1-1452 (483 amino acids)
Biological process (GO): mitochondrion distribution
Cellular component (GO): cytoplasm
Source: RefSeq, a predicted model, not a curated record
AUGCAAGAAGUAAUCAGUAUAGCGGCUUCACAGUCCCUGGGUCACCUUGUAACUCAUCUUUACAACGUGCAAGAGUCGUACAUACCUUAUCUGAGGGAUGCAAAACUAACGCAUAAGAACGACGUAUAUCUUGAUCCCUCGAAGGUUAAUGGAAAAGUGAAUUACUAUCCCAGGUCAUUGAACAUUGAACUUAGUGGAGGUUACGGAUAUUUAAGCAAGUAUGCCUUCCAGCAAGCUGAAGCAGACCUAUCUGCGUUUCAAAGCGUCAAAAUUGAGCAGAGGCCUCGAGUGAGGAAGAAUGAAUAUCAGGAGAGACUUGAUGAGGGCAAGGCGACCGACGCUCUGAUGCUCGACUUAGACAACACCCAAUACUGGACCGAUUACAAUAGAUUAAUUUACAAGCCAUCAUCACUUUUGACCAUUGACGAUUAUAAGAGUCCAGAAGGCUUCCAUAAACACUUCGAAAGACUUAAGUUCGACACCUUCAAUAUCGGUAGUGCUGAAUACAAACAGUACGAAGAUCAAGUUGAUGACGCUUUCAGGAAAUUGCUAGAAAGUCUGGAUAACAUCCAGGGCAUCAAUAUUUUUAGUGAGCUAGAUAACGCUUGGGGUGGUUUCUCGAGCGAGAUGUUGAUACAACUUAGAGAUGAAUAUUUUAACAACGGCGUGAGCAGCAAGUACAACAUUUGGUGCUACGGAAUAAGCUCUCCAGAGCUUCCAAAAUCGCAAACCUUGACCAGAAUUCGAUCUUUGAUUGAACUCUCGAAAAGCAGUUCACUAUUGUUCCCGCUUGGUCUUGACGCGAGCCUGAGUCUUCUAACGAACUCAUUUCGCAACAAUAGUAAGUGGCAUAGAGAGGCAGUUCAUGCAUUUUUCGUAAAUUCUAUAUGGUCUUUGUGCAACAGAAUGAAAGAUGGUGUAUCCAUGGCGGAGAUGGAGUCACACCUACUACGCGGUUUCGACAAAAGAAAUAUUGUCAAUGAAAUCAAAAUUCACGAAAACCCACAAAAAAAAGUUCUUGAUAUCAUUGAUGAUCCGAGGAUAAUAGAGGCCAUUCUUCGGGGUGAGCAGAUGCCGUCGCAAGAACCUGGAGAACUCUCCUUAAGUUUGAUGCCAAGCGUAUCGACGGCGAAGCCGUUCUUCAAUCAGUACAUCCUACCGGCAGAUGAAGAAAAAGAGCUUUGUGGUAAAAAGUAUGUGAAUUCAGAUAUACAAAAGAUCUGUCAUGUGGACUCCUUCCCAAAUGUUUUUACUACUGACAAUUUGUAUACUGAAUUUGGGCAAUCGACAGGUCUCAAGGAUUACCUAAAAGACUAUCGCAAGAUUGUGCAGAGAACCCGCUUUUCCAAGGAUAUCGAAAUUUUGGGAGAUAAGGAUGAACUCAUUGAAGACAUCUCCAAUCUUGUGGACGAGUACACACAAGGCUACGAUCUGGAUGAGGAGUCAGAUUGA